Molecule: messenger RNA, 837 nt
Organism: Eptesicus fuscus (big brown bat)
Lineage: Eukaryota; Metazoa; Chordata; Mammalia; Chiroptera; Vespertilionidae
Gene: PDZK1IP1
Product: PDZK1 interacting protein 1
Exons: 5
Coding region: 156-500 (114 amino acids)
Source: RefSeq, a predicted model, not a curated record
CCCUGCCAGGAAGGGGGAGCUGAUGUAAAAACUCUGGGGAGGCCUUCGGCUUGGAGGGCCAGACUGCGGGGCUACGAGCUGGCUGAUCUCAGCACACACCCACAGACCUCACAGAUUCCAGCAGCCCAGGGGAGUCCCCGGAGCUGCCUACAGCCAUGUCCGCCCUCGGCCUGCUCAUUCUGGGCCUGCUCUCCGCAGUGCCACCCGCCAGCUGUCAACAAGGCCUGGGGAACCUGCAGCCCUGGAUGCAAGGCCUGAUCGCCAUGGCCGUGUUCCUGGUCCUCGUUGCAAUCGCCUUUGCUGUCAACCACUUCUGGUGCCAAGAAGAGCCGGAGCCCGUGAACAUGGUCGUGACAGUUGGCAACAAGGAAGAUGGGAUCCUGGCAGGAACGGAAGGAAAGUACUCCUCGAUGGCGGCCAGCUUCAGGUCUGAUGAGCAUGAGAACGCCUAUGAGAAUGUCCCCGAGGAGGAGGGCAAGGUCCGAAGCACCCCCAUGUGACCCCACUUGCCGGUGGCCCCCAGCGCUGAUCCUGGGCGCCUGUAAUCAAUGCCAUGCCUCUGAGCAGGAAUCUACAGUAACAGGCCGACUUCUCCAACCACACCCCACCCCACCCUCCCUUGAAUCAUCCUGGCCAACUUCGGAACUCAGACUGUGCCUGGGUUGGGGCUCCACUGUGACUCUGAGGUCUCCUGGAGGGGGGGGUCUCCCACUCAAUUCAAUUCAGGAGACCCUUCUGAAGGAGACAGUCAGCUCAGCACCUCCCAUCCUGCCUACAUUUCCUCCCCUCACUGUGGAAAUGGCCUUAUUUCUGUGAAUAAAGACUUUUUGUACUUCU